UGGCAGUUGUAGACAUACAUUUAUAGAUGAAAAAUGAUUUUGUGAGGACUACCUAAAUGAUAGUGAAUUUCGGCUUAAUUUUAAAUUUAGAUCACGCUUCGGACAAGUGAGAUGUGUUAGUUGAUAAGAUAAGAUGCUGGCGCUGGGCAGAGCAGCCGCCGUGUGCGCCUUUUCCGCCUCUGCCCUCUCCCUUCGACUGGCCACCUCGACGAAAACGAAAACAAAAACAAACGUACACAAACAGGCCCAAACAGAUGUUCGUCUCCUGUUACGCAAUCUCGAUAAAUUGGCGCAAAAUUCAAUGACGUUGGUCAGAACACCGCCGGCAGCAGUUGGAAGAGCAACACGUGAAGCGGCGGGUCAGCAGCAAACAGUUAGGCGCUUCCACAACUCUGCAGCGGGAAACUCGAGGUAUUCGGCCAGCACCAUCAUGACAUCCUACCACAAGGAGCUGCUCCUGAAGGACUAUGGAAUAGUGGGCUUCGACCUGGACGGCACCCUUCUGCGCUACAAUCUCCACGAGAUGUCCGCGCUGAUCUAUCAGGUGCUCAAGCAGUUCCUCGUAGAGCAAAAGGGCUACGACAGGGAUCUACUCCUUCAAUCGCUCAACUUGGACUUUCUGCAGAAGGGCCUGUUCCUGGACGGGCCGCGUGGCAAUGUGCUGAAGCUGAGCAGCGAGGCCCAGAUCCUGCGAGCCACCCACGGCACCCGUCUACUAAGCGACACAGAAAUUCAAGCCAUCUACGGACGAGAUCGAAGGUGGGAAAUCACCACUGCCUUCUACAGGGACCCUCUUUCCACCUGGAAUGGCGACGCCUCGACGCAAAUGCGCUCGCUUUUGGAUUAUUUUGAUAUGCCCAGUGCCUUGGUCUUUGCCCAGGCGGUGGAUCUGGUCGAUAGGGGUAAGAAGCCAUCGGCAGGAGAGGAGUAUCAGGUCUGGCAGGAUGUGCAGGCUGGCCUCAUGAACAUCUACAGUCGGGAGAACUUCGCCAACGACCAGAGUCUCUAUUUUAAGAGCAUGCGAGCGGAACCGGAACGAUUUGUGCUCCGAACAGAUCCCAGCGUGAUGAACUGGCUUGGGGAACUGCGAAAAUCCGGCAAGAAGCUAUUUUUGCUCACCGGCUCCAACGUGGACUUCGCCAAUUUGACGGCCACGCAGGCGCUGGGCAAGGACUGGCGCAAAUACUUCGAUUUCGUGGUGACCUACGCCAAGAAACCGGGUUUCUUUACCAUGCAGCGUCCGUUCAUGCAGGUGGAUGUGGAAAAACUGGCAGAACUGCCGCAAGAGGCAGAGGACAUAAAGGCGGGCGAGGUCUACUCGCAAGGCAACUGGCACCAGCUGCACGCUGCCAUGGCUGGAAUGCUCCAGAAGAAGCCCUCUGAAGUCAAGGCACUAUACUUCGGUGAUAACAUAAUCCAGGAUGUUUACACGCCGGUCAAACACCGCGACUUCGAUGCCGUGGCCAUAGCCGAGGAGCUGCUCCUUGAGGAUGGUAAAUAUCCGUACGCUGCCGAGUUGGACUCCCAGCUGUGGGGCCCAUACUUUGCCCUGGAAUGCACACCCACUCUGUGGUCCAGCUUCAUCAGCAGCUAUGCCCAGUUGUGCGUGCCCUCGGUGGAGCAAGUGGCGCAGACUGCGCCAGAUAAGCGAAUCGUUUGCCACAAUCCGUAUGGCUUCAGUCCGCGGCUGCCCAAGGAGCUGGAGACUGUGCAGCUGAAGAGCUGCUGGCGUGGAUAGGCGCCGUGCUAUCAUCUUCCUUGAGACAAUAACCGACCUGCGAUUCCGAGGCGCGGUAAAUGCGAUAAGGCUUCUAUCAGUAGAAGCCUCUCUAAAUUCUUACGUACAAACCAUUGUAUUUGAUAAUAGCAAUAAAAACGCGAGAUUCUGAAUUAUUCAAUUUAGCGUCCACAGUGUACUCCAUAGCAUUAAGGUUUUCCACACUAGACGUACAACUAUUUUAGUUCCCUCUAACAAAUGCAUGUCAUGUCAGUAAUAGCUAGUUCUUUUGUAAUAUGUGUACUGUAUUAUAUUUUGAGCUUUCCACUUUUCGCAAUGCGAGAUUCGUGGUCUUAUUCCAAAGGCCACAACUAUGCCCGAUAAAUAUUGGCACAAUAAACAACUAACUUUCACGAUAAUAAAUUA
Drosophila mauritiana is the source of this 2143-nucleotide messenger RNA. RefSeq names its product 5'-nucleotidase domain-containing protein 1 (gene Nt5a). Lineage: Eukaryota; Metazoa; Arthropoda; Insecta; Diptera; Drosophilidae. The transcript has a single exon. The record is from RefSeq and is a predicted model, not a curated record. Gene Ontology annotation, molecular function: 5'-nucleotidase activity. The coding region runs from base 134 to 1738 and encodes 534 amino acids.